Messenger RNA from Pyricularia grisea, 1659 nucleotides. RefSeq lists its product as uncharacterized. Bases 1 to 1659 code for a protein of 552 amino acids. The transcript has a single exon. The record is from RefSeq and is a predicted model, not a curated record. NCBI's taxonomy places the organism in Eukaryota, Fungi, Ascomycota, Sordariomycetes, Magnaporthales, Pyriculariaceae.
AUGGACACUGCAACUGCACCGCAACAUGUCGCUCAUCAGAAGGGCAACCAAACUCCAGACUUGACCCAGCAGAAAGAAGUCUUUCCGACCAACAUCACCGCAGCUCACUAUGCCAUACUUCCGCAGGCCAAAACGGAUGCCGGCUUCUCCGACCGCGAACUUGUGACUGUCUACAAACUCUACCAGAUCCAGCUCUACAUCAACUGGCAGAUCAGGCAGCUUGGCCCCCGAUGCCUUCGUCCGGACGAGUGGCUCACUUAUGCUUGCGACUUCUUCCAGCCGGUCUUUGCUCUAAUACACACGCCAUCAGGCGAGUUCAACGCUCAGCUAGGCAGACUGAACCUCGAAAUCCCGCCAUCCCGACGUUUCCCUCAUAUCUGGACUCGGAUUGUUGGGGAUGAUUUCACCAUCGACAAGGAAGCAGCCCGUCAUCUAUCAGACACCAUUGCUGCGGUUGUUUCCGAGGCUGCUAUGCUGUUCCCUGACAUGAAAGUCUGUCAACGAUCACACUUACUAGAUCCCUUACCAGGCGGGCGCGAACGUGUUGCAGGAUACUUGUCUCGAAACAUCAACACUCAGAACCUCAGCGGUGAAUCCGAUGUCGCUGCCAUCGAGUGCCGAGACAAGCCAGCCAGUAUCGAGCAUUGGCUCAGCAAAGUUUGCAUAUCUCACGAGCCCGACGCAGUCGAGCAGGUAAAUCUGUGCAUCAACAGCACCCCAUCCAGUCACGAUGCCCCCGUUGGCGACCCGGGAAACGACUGGGCCAACAUCGGCCUCGGCGAAAGCGACAUCAACCCACUCGCCAUCGCGUUCGACCCCGAGCACAAAAACAACACGAUUAGAGACUCGGUGCUGGACCGGGACGGCAUCGAGUACUUCACCAGCGCCGGCGCCUUCUGCGCCCGCCUCCACCUGCUCGAGUGCUCCGGGGUUCUCAGCAUUAGCGACCCGGACUUUGGCGACGUGCUUCAGGGAAUGCUCCGCGGUUCCGCGCUGUGGUGGUUCAUCAACGAGCUGGAGGACGAGGAGCGCGAUGCCCUGCGGACGACGUCGGUCGUGGCGCUCGGCAGGGCCAUGAUGUGGCGGUUCCCGGCGCUGAGCGAGGGCCAGGCGAGGAGGUUUCUCGAGGACCGGGACGAAUGUCUGGCCGUUCUCACCGCCCAAGGCUGCUGCGAGUGCGUGGACCUGCUUCGGAUCCAGAUUAUGCAGCUGUGCAGAUACGCACAAGUCGCCGAGGUUGCCGAUCGGCCCGGUACCUACGUCGACAUCUGGGAAAGGUUGGAGCCCCAGCUGCGGCAGUUCUUCGACAGGCCCGACCCGAGCACAUGUGACCACGACAGCUUCGUGGCUCUAGUCGACAAGGGACUCGUCAAGGCACUGAAGGGGGAGAAGGCUCUCUUGGACGAGGAAAACCAGGUGGGUAAGAUCGGCAAGCCGGACCGGCUGGGCCGGAAGGGCUCGGCUCUGAGCCAAGAUGUGCCAACAGGCACAGAGGGACAGGAAGACGAGGUGGAGAGCGAUCAAUCUUACUGCAUGUGCACAUCGUGUUGCAAAAAGCUAGCCCGUCAGGGUUUCAAUGAUAUUGGCUCCUCGGCUGAACAUAACGCCGGGUUUCGUAUGCGCACAUGGCCGUUUCUAGGUCGCCCCCUCGUUGAUUGA